UAGCAUUUAAUUUAUUUGCAAUUCAGUACAUUAUUUUAGAUUUUGGGCUUGUGAUCCAGUUGUAAAGUGUGUUUAAUUUAAGAUUUGUUUUGAGACAUGGUUUAGUCCAGGUUUAGUCCUGGUUUAGACCUUGUUUACAGCAGAAUUAGUUUAAGAUUGUUUUGUUCCAGCUUUCGUACAUUUCAGACAAAGUGUAGUCCUGGAUCAGACCUGGUUUAGACCUGGUUUAGUCCUGGUUUAGACCUUGUUUAGUCCUGGUUUAGACCUUGUUUACACCAGAAUUAGUUUAAGAUUGUUUUUUUCCAGAUUUCUUUUCAGACCUAGUGUUGUUCUGGAUCAGACAUGGUUUAGACCUGGUUUAGUCCUUGUUUAGACCUGAUUUAGUCCUUGUUUAGACCUGGUUUAGCUCUGGUUUAGACCUUGUUUACAGCAGAGUUGGCUGUUUUAGUCCUUGUUUUGUCCUUGUUUAGUCCUGGUUCUGUCCUGGUUUAGUCCUUGUUUAUUUUCUUGUUUACAGCAGAAUUGGUUUAAGAUUUUUUUUGUUCCAGCUUUUGUACAUUUCAGACAAAGCGUAGUCCUGGAGCAGACGUUGUUUAGACCUGGUUUAGUCCUUGUUUAGACCUGGUUUAGACCUGGUUUAGACCUUGUAUAGAGCAGAAUUGGUUUAAUUCAACUCUUUUCCUAAGUUUUAUUAUUUAUAUAUUUCAUUAGGCUUAGAUAGAUUAAGAACAAAGUCAUACGGCAAUUAAAUAUUUUUUUUGCUAAUUUACACCCCAAAUCUUCAGACAUGUUGGCGCAUAUUUGCAAAUAUUAUUCCGCCAUUUUGUGAAGCCAUUGUUUUUGAUGCUCAGGAAAACCUUUCGAAAUGGAGGGCCUGGAGAAGCUGGAUGUCGUGGGGGACAUUAGCCCAGCUCUGGAGGCUACAGAAGACUUCAUUCACUGCGUCGACGGUAUUCACCCCCAAAACAUGAGCCAGGAAGUCAGCCGAACCAUGUCCCGACCCGCUAAACAACUCCAAGAAGUGUCAAACGCCGCGAUGGGAAAGCUGAAAUCCAGCGGAGUUUGGGGAAUCUUGUCCGGGGAGCAAGAAGUCGGACCUUUGGGGUUGGCUUGGGCGGAUAACUUCACGGUUUUAGGAUUAGGGGGUAUGGGGUUCAGGCAUGGGAAAAGAAGCAGAGCCAGAUCUACGAAUGAUUUAGCGGGGCAUAGCAAAGAGUGUACGAACAAUAGCACAAACUCGGCGGCCAAUUCGGUUUUCAAAAAGGGACACAAUCGCUCCAGGUCGGAUGUGAACUACAGACCUUCUGCCUUCACGGACAACGGACUGCCCACGGUGGACGGAAACACGCUGAAGAAUAUGAUCCUCAAUCAGCAACAAGAAGCAGAGAAGAGCCUGAGCAGUGGCAGUGUGGUGAAGCAGGGCGCGCUGGAGCACAGAGAGGGCACUAGGGGGCGCUGGACCAACUGUCACGUGGAGCUAACUCCCUGUGAGCUGCGGCUGUACACUUUAGACAGCAGCGCCAAUCGCCAACUGGGCACUGCCUACUCCCUGUCCCACUGCCAAAGCGCCGCCACGCCCGCCCUGGGGCAGCCGGCCGACCCGCGCACCCUCCAAGCCGUGUUCUUCAACAGCACCGUUCUGCAUUUACGCGCUUCUUGCCAGUGGGAGGCACUAGAAUGGAAGAGAGCCAUUUGGGAGACGGUGCAAGCUGCGAAACCACGGCAACCGGAAAAACAAAAAAUCGACAAAUUCCCGCCGGUUUCGCCAUCAUCUUCGCCCUCUCCGUGUGGGUUGGAUACGAGGCCGGAUCUGGACAGCGACUCCCUAUCCCCAGACGCUUCCCUUUCCUCCCAGUCAUCCUCUGUGGCGUUGAACAGGCCGACGACUCUGCCGCUGUUCACACAGAGGUGCCCAGAUGUGUUGAAGGCGGGGCUCUUGUAUCAGCUGGUGGAUCAGAGUAACUGGAGAGCCUAUACGUUUGUGUUGACCCGGACAAUGCUCCAGGUGUUUCCUACAGAGGGGAGGGGCCCCGUGACCAAACCUGUGCAUCAGUACACGCUGGCCUCAUGUACAUCUAUUCAACACGGUCCAGACUUGUGGACACAGCGUGCAGACUGUUUCCAGGUGGUCUUCUCUAAGGAGAUGGUCCGACUCCGAGCGGACGGUCAGACCAAGGCGGAGGAGUGGGUCAGAGCCCUCCAGGGGGCAGCGGAGGAGCAGCGCCCUGCCCAGAGAAUGGCAGGAGGAGGGGCCGAGGACGAGGAGGAGGCGGAGGUGGUGGAGGCGGCUCCGGGCCUACAGGGGGUGCUGCUGAGGUCCAGGCCCAGCAGAGACAGGAAGCAGAGGGAGGCACAGCGGGCCAAGAGGCAGUCGGUCACUACGAGUUUUCUGAGUCUACUCACCUGCCUGUCUGUGGAGAAGGGCCUCACCGCGCAGAGCUUCAAAUGUGCAGGAUGCCAGCGCCCUGUGGGUCUGUCUCGGGGAAAGGCUAAAGUGUGUUUGUACAGCGGUUGGUACUACUGCUCCAGCUGCCACCAGGACCACACCUUCCUCAUCCCAGCCAGACUGCUCCACAACUGGGACACCACCCGGCACAAGGUGUCUAAACAGGCGAAGGAGUUCCUGGAGUUCGUGUACGAGGAGCCCCUUCUGGACGUGCAGAGGUUGAACCCGUGUUUGUACGAUCACUCGGAGGCCCUGAGCUCAGUGCUGAGGCUCCGGCAGCAGCUGCAGUCUCUCAGGGCCUAUCUGUUCAACUGCAGAGCGGCUGUGGCAGAGGACCUGAGGAGGAGGAUCUCUCCCCGGGAAUACCUUCUUCAGCACAUCCACUUGUACUCGCUGGCCGAUCUCCAACAGGUGAUCGACGGGAAACUGGCCCCGUUUCUGUCCAAAGUGAUCAAGUUCGCCAGCUCUCAUGUCUUCAACUGCAGUUUGUGUCGAGAGAAAGGCUUCAUCUGUGAACUGUGUCAGAACGGACAGGUGCUCUACCCUUUCCAGGAGAACGCCACCAAGAGAUGUGACAGCUGUGGGGCAGUCUUUCACUCCGAAUGCCGCCUCAAAGCUCAGCCGUGCCCUCGCUGUGUCCGCCGCGAGCUUCACCACAAGCGCCCCUCGUCCUUCUGGUCACCCGACGAAGACCCGGGCUGCCACCACCUGCCCUUCCAAGACACGUGAAAAUACACCCCCCUAGAUAAUUCCCCCCCAAAAAACUACCCCUUAAAUCCGCAGAGAGGGCGCAGGGACCUCGAGCCCGCAGUCCUGGAGCAGAGUGGAGCCGCGUCAGACGUGUUUGGGUUGCCAGGUUUGGAUCUGAGGGUUGCCAGGUUGGACGUUUACCUGGAAAAAAAAAAAAAAAAAAAACACAAAAGACUGAGACCCAUAACUUUAAACAGCAGGGAGAACUCAUCCACUCAAGUAUUUGUACUAAAACAGGUCCGAGUUAUUGUAAUAGCUUAAAGAUGUUUGUAAUCCAAGAUAAUCAAGUUAAAUGUGUGAAUGGUCCGGCUAUGUCCACAUAAAUAAGUUUCAUUAUUUUGUGUACGGAACAAUGAAAAUAAAUACUGGUGGAUAACUUCACCAGAGGACACUGCGAUUAGAAAGGUACUAUAAUUGCCCGAUUUGGCCCCUUUUGAAGUUAACCUGUUUAACUCUUUUAAAAGUGUAAUCUUUAUACUGUUUGCUAAGCUUAAAUACAUUAAUAUAAAAGUUUGACAAUUUCACUGUUUAUUCUUAAAAAAUAGAAACAAAAAGAUUGUAUUUGCAAAGAUAGCUGUUCAAACUUAACUCAACUGUGCUCUGUUUUCUAACAUUUGUUAAAGGUGCACUGUGUAACUUUUUGGUUAGGGGUCCGUCACCUGCUUGUUUCUAUGGCGAUGUCAUUGCUCUGUCUGGAAUGUUCCACAGUGUGACAUUAAACAGCUCUACCUUACAUUUAUUAAAUUACAGGUGGUUUUAUAGCUCAAAAAUACCUAAAAAAAAAAAAAAAAAGCUGGUAUUUUGACUCUGAGUGGGGUCGCCUCUCCACAGACCUGACCUGUAACUUGAUCUGGUUUGGUCUCCGUUAAGGGUGUGCAAAAAUAUUGAAAUAUUGAUUUAUCGUAUCGUUUAAUGUGAUAUAGUAUUGAUAUCAUGGGAUCCUGUAUCGAUAUAUCGCCAAGAAUAUUUUUUGGUGUAUUUUACUAAAUUAUUUAUAGUAGUUACAUCACUACAGUUGUGUUGUUUGAUUAGUGGAACAAAACUUGCUUAUGGGACACAUUUGACAUUUUCACUGUUUUGAUGAUUAAAGUAGGCAUGUUUCAUGUGAACUUUGCACAAGAAGUGGUUUAAAAAAAGCUUUUAGUGUCACUUUAUUUUUUUAUUGAACUGUAUCGAAUUGAUUUGAAAUAGAUUGUUUAGAAUCGAAAGUGCACUGUAUCAAGAUAUGUAUCGUAUCGUGGCCUAUGUAUCCAAGUAUGUAUUGUAUAUUGUAUCAGCAACUUCUUAAUGAUACCCAGCCCUAGUCUCUAUGUUAAUAGAAAAGUUUAGUACCAUACUGUGAAACAUUCCAGACAAAGCAAUAACAUUUCCAUGAAGAAAAGUAUUUGACGCACCCUCCACCAGAAAAGUUACUCAAUGCACCUUUUAUCAGAUAAAAUACUGAAUUUUCACGGACUUUGAUCAAGUAUUUAUCAGUAAAGCUGAUGCUAUUUCAAGAGUAAAUUUGAUCAAAUCAAACAAAUCUCAAAAUUGAGGUUUGUCUUAGUAUGGUUACUAUAGCAACUUCAGCGCUUGUGUUCAAAAUAUGUGGGCGAUACUAAUGCUGAUACUAUAUUUAAAAAUUUGCUUGCAGACUGUAAUAAUCAGUCUUUACAAUUUUUAUUUUGUUGUUUUGUGCGAUUUAAAGUCUUAAUAAAAGUUAGCACUGACGCACAAAGACGUACCUUUCUAAAAGCAGAUGAGUCCUCCGGUGAAGUUUUCCUUGCAUUUGUGUCCAGCCAUCAGAUCUGUCGGGAUUUAGUGAUUUUAGCGCAACUCGGCAAAAACCUCAUCGAGAUUCCAUUACAGCGGAAACGAAAUGGUCGCGCAGGUUGUCCCUAAAGACCAGAACUAGCCGAGUUGCACACAGAGCCGGUUCCUUCAGUGCAUGCACAAGUAAUCAUGCAUUGUUUUCAGCAGCGGCCCCUGUAAUUGUCACCCAGGCGUCAUAGAACUGUAGUUAAAUCCGCAACUCCCGUUUUAAGCACACAGGUACUAAAAUACAUGAUACUGAAACUAUUCAUGUGGACUCGGCCUCAUUGUUUCCCCUCGUCUUCCAUUUCCUGAGCCUCACCCAGAGCCGACCUUUCAAAAUAAAAGCCUUUCUUUACUGUCUCAUAAGCUGCUAUAGUUUGAGGUUUGGCGUCCAAUAAGUCAACACUGAAUGGCAGAACGCACAGCCAGCACAUGACAAGAACCCAACCUAUAGCUGUUUUACAAUGGGACUUUGUAUUGUUAAAAUAGUUGAGCAUCCAUACCAUCUAGUAGUUAUUUAAAGGUCCAUAUUACACCAUUUUCUGAUCUGUUAUGUUAUAAUGUUUCCUCCUCAAAAACAGACCUGGAGUUGUGUUUUUCAUUUACACAUUUAACACACAAACCCUGCGUAUAUAGGCGUAUUAUCUUUUCUCAAACAGAAAACACUCAUACAGGAAGUGCUUCACUGUGUUUUUAAACUCCAUACACCUUCACUCGAAUCAGUUUAGAUGAUUUCAGCGUUGAGAUUGUUCAUCUCUGCUGAACAAAAGGUAAAAUGUAGCUGUUCAUGUGAAAACUAUCACUUCAUGACAUCACAAGGCAGAACAGAGCAUUUAGUGCUGGAGAGGUAGACUAAUAAAGUAGGAUUACCAUAUUUUUUGGACUAUAAUUCGAACUAGAUUAUAAGGAGCAAUAUCAAUAAUGUUGAAUUCUCUUGUCUAUUUUCAUACAUAAGGUGCAUUGGAUUAUAAGGCGAAUUAAGCGUAACAAACGGACGACACUUGGCGUAACUCACCCGCCAUUGCCUCCCUGUCUUGGUUAAUGUGUAUUAUGUGAAUGUGGGUGGAUAAUAAACAUAUUUUUAUUAUUAUUUCCUACAAGGACUCAAAUAUACAUUGAGUAAUAAUGUGUUUAAUGCAGCUUUGUGCACAUUUGUUUACAUUUUACAGAAACAAAACUUAAAGCCACGUGGCUCAUUUGCAUAAACCAUAAGCGCUGAUAAAAAACUCGCUCCUUGUGCCCUGAUGCUCCUGACUACAGUAGCUGGAAUGGUCCAACAAUCCAUCAAGCAGUGCAGCUUCGUUCAUAGCUGAUCAAAGUCGUACUAAAUCAUUUCAACGGAGUUUUGAGCGCCGUGUACCACAUAAAAUCAGUUCGUGGUCAGUAAGCACAACCAGACUUAAUACAGAAUGUGCAUCAGACUAUAAGGCACACUGAUGAUUUUUGAGAAAAUUAAAGGAUUUUAAGUGCUCCUUAUAGUCUGAAAAAUACAGUACUCAAACUUGUGUGAAUGAAACACAACUCCGGGUAUGUUUCUGAGGAGGUAACAGCGUUAUAACAUGACUUAAUGCUCACAAGAGUUCAAUUUCCGUACUAUAGGAGCUUUAACAUUGUAUUUCUUGUUUAUCAGUGUUUCUGAAUACAGUGUGGUUACUAUGAGCGCAGGGACUGUGAGUUCCUCUGGCUCUCCUCUCAUUGGUUUAAAAUGUCAGGCAAUAAUUAUACAGUAAUAUAUUGUAACUUAUUCUUCGAGUGUUGCCUUUCGCUUCCCUCUCCUUUUUCCUCUGCGUCAAUCAUCUGAGCUUAAAGCCACGCUGUGUAACAUUUUUACUGAGAGUCCACCACCCGCUUGUGCUCAUGGAAAUGUCGCUGCUUGCCUGGAAUGUCCCACAGUAUAGCAUUAAGGUGGUUUUGCGAUUGCUAGUGUUUUAAAUGCGGAAAGUGAUCCUGAAAAUUGUGCAGUAUGGUCCCCUCUCCACAGAUCUGACCAGUAACUUACAGAUAGUACUACAUGCUUUUCUCCAUAGUGAUGUAGGUAUGUUUAAAACCAUAUUGUGGACCAUUCAAAGAAAAGCAAGAACAUCUCCGUAGAAACAAGCAGGUGGCGGACACUCCACAAGCAAAGUUACGUAGUGUAGCUUUAAAUGAAUAUAACCCAAACAGAGCAGUUAGCUUUAGCUUUAGCAUUUAGCCUCUCUAUGCAAACUAGACCUAGGCCUUUUCAAUCAGUGAUUUCGUUUAUAAAGGUCUAAACUGCAUUUUCACUUUUGUAGCAGCUGUGUUCCCAACUAAAGUCGUAUUUUGAGUUUUGACGUCGCCAUAGUUACUGAGUCUACGUAUUAUUUUGUCAGAGGGAAGUGUUUGGGGAGGGGGAAGUCAGUUCAUUUUGCCGCAGGAUUCGUCAAUAGCUUAUGAUUGCACUUCUAAUUGCGAUUUUUUUUUUUGACAAGCAUCGUGAUUGUACUUAAAACUUUACAGCAUUUACGAUUUGCUAAUUGCGUCAAAUUAAAUAUUUUUUUUGUAAUAAGAAUCAUGUAUUUUUGCUUUCAGAUUUUCUCUUUCUGAAGUGUGUGGCGGGAACACAGCUGCAAAUUUAUUAUCUUUUGUUUUAUUCUCUUUAAAAAUCUAAUUUAAUUUUCCUAAUUGUAAAGAAACUAUGUUGUGAUGGAUGGAAAUAUUUUUGUGAGUUAGUUACUGAGGCAUGUUGGACUAUUAAUCCCAGUUUGCUGUCAUCUAUAUUAGGAUUAUGACAAUGGACAAAAAUGAAAUUAUGAAAUGAAAAUUGUAUUAUUUAAGUUUACAGAAGUUUGAAUUGCUUGAUUUUUUAUUUAAGUUGCUUUCUGAGAUUAUUUAUGUUUUAUUUUGUUACCUUUCGAAAAAUGUAGCUCAGACGUCAAAGGGAAAUGUAGUUUUUGGUUUAUCUUGACAUAGAGAAUCCAAUAGGGCUGUAGUUGACAUGUCCUGAAGUUUGAUUGGUCGACUAAAAAGGGGGGCGUGGCCAAAUAUCUAAAAAAUAUACGUUGUCUGUUGUCCGAGGUCCCCGAGAAUCCGUGUGUCGUACAUUCAUUUGUUUUUCAAAAUAAAACCAAAAAUAAGAAACCAAAAAAACAACAAUUUUCUUCAUUACAACCAAAAUGAAAAAAUGAAUAAUGAUUAAUUUUUUCAGUUUUUGAUUUUGUCUUUAAAUGAAUUAUGGAAAACGGCCGUUUCCUGUUUACGUGACUUCCACAACUGCGAUGCCAGACUGAACCAGGACUGAACCAGGACUAAACCAGAUCCGGGACCAGGACCAGAACUGAGACCAGGAUUGAGACCGAGAACAGGACCGGGACUGAGACCGGGACCAGACCAGGACUGAGACUGGGACCAGACCAGGACCAGACCAUGAUUGAAACCGAGACCAGAUCAGAACCGAGACCAGGACGGAGACUGGGACCAGACCAGGACUGAAAAGGGUUUAGUCCUGGUUUAGUCCUGGUUCAGUCCUGGUUUAGUCCUGGUUCAGUCCUGGUUCAGUCCGGCAUCGCAGUUUAAGUCGUGUAAACAGGAAAUGGCCGUUAUCCAUUUUUUUUCCAUUUUUCAUUUAAACACAAAAUCGAAACCUGAAAAAACUAAUCAUUAUCUGUUUUUUCAUUUUGGUUUUAGAGACAAAUAAUGAAGAAAAUAUAUAUAUUUUUUUGUUUGUUUGUUUUCUAACUUUUGGUUUUAUCUUGAAAAACAAAUGAACGAAUGAUACACGGAUUCCAGAGUCUUAGUGCCCCAGAAUUGGAACCUCUGCUUAUUUAUUAAUAUUAGAGGGGGGCCCAUGUGAGUCUUCUUGCUCCGGGGCCCCCAAAUUUCUGUUCCUGGGCCUGUCUCCAUGUAUCUGACCCAAAAUGCGCUCACAGGACUUCACCUACAGAGGGAGUUCAUGCAAAAACUACUAUUUAUGGAGAAAAAAGUAUCAAGAAACAACAAAAUAUUAUGUAAAAACAGAUUAAAUUUUUGAAUCUGCCUUUUUACAUAAUAAAAUGUCUCAUAUAAAUCCUUUUAUUAAUCGAUUAAUACAAAUUUUGGUCAACAGGUAGAACCGAUUAAUCAACUACAGCCCUAAAAUCUACAGCACAAAAUGAUCUUAUAAUUUACAUGCAUACACUCAAACCUCCUGUAUGUAUGUGACCUGUACCUUUUGUUAUCUUCAGAUGUUUCAAUGCUGUUUUUGAAUGGGAAAUAUUUGAUUUCAUUUGCACUUUUUGUUUAAGUUAUUCAGAAUUUUCCUGUUUUUGUUGUUGCCAAUCCCAAAAUCCAGACUGGGACUUCAUCUGGAUUAAAAUUUGUUUCUCCACAGAUCACUGAUGCCAAUAAAGACCUCUUAACAACAAACAG
Molecule: messenger RNA, 9355 nt
Organism: Boleophthalmus pectinirostris (great blue-spotted mudskipper)
Lineage: Eukaryota; Metazoa; Chordata; Actinopteri; Gobiiformes; Gobiidae
Gene: plekhm3
Product: pleckstrin homology domain containing, family M, member 3
Source: RefSeq, a predicted model, not a curated record